Molecule: messenger RNA, 2757 nt
Organism: Dimorphilus gyrociliatus
Lineage: Eukaryota; Metazoa; Annelida; Polychaeta; Dinophilidae
Source: the annotation of a GenBank genome assembly
AUAGACAGUUUGAAGGCUGCUCUCUUAUUGUUAAGUUGGCGACCAGAGACAGUUUGAUAAAUAGAGAACAAUAUGGAGAAUAAUCCACAGAAUAUUACAACUGUAAAAGUCUCUUCAGCGAAUUCUCAAGAUAAUCUUACAGUUGACGGAAAGGUUAAUGAAACAAAAUUUGGUAUUGAAAAUCCAGCCUUUAAUGAUAGAUUGGACCAUCAAAAUGAUGUUAAAGAAGAAACAGUCAUUGGUUUCAAUGAGCCAAAGUCUAUGGAGAGACUUGCUCCAGAAAAACCAUACGCUGGAAUGAAUAAAGAAGAUUUACUAUACUUUUCACAAACGAACUUUUGGAUUCGAUUAAGAUAUGUUGUUCUCGCCAUAAUGGGGCUCGCUUGGCUCGGACUACUAGCGGCUAUUAUAGCUUUAACCAUUGUUUGGCCUAGAUGUAAGAAAGAACCCACAACAGAAUGGUGGCAAAGUUCAAGAAUUUACAGUAUCUAUGUACCGACCUUUUACGAUUCUGAUAAUGAUGGAAUUGGAGAUUUGAAAGGAAUUGAAAACAAAUUAGAUUACAUUAAGGAUUUACACGUAUCUGCCAUACACUUAUCUGCCCUUUAUGAGAGUGGAGUAGGCAAUGUCGAUCAAGGGUACGAAAUUGUUGAUCAUAAAGCUAUUUGGAAUAAUCUUGGAACAUUGAGCGAUUUCGAUAGUUUAGUUAACGCUUCCCAUGCAAACGGUUUGAAGGUUAUUGUCGAUCUAGUGCCAGGUCAUACAAGUACAAGUCACAAUUGGUUUGUGCAAAGUAGCAAUGCCGUUCCUGAAUAUGAAAACUAUUAUAUAUGGCGUGACUGUGCUCCUCCAAAUCUUCCAAAUAAUUGGAAAAGCGUAUAUGGUGGUCCUGCGUGGACUCAAGCUGGUACUAGAAAUCAAUGCUAUCUUCAUCAACUAUCAAACUCUCAAGCUCAAUUAAAUUUGAGAAUAAAGAAAGUUCGAGACAGUAUUGAAGAUAUUAUGGAUUUUUGGUUAAACAGGGGUGUCGAUGGCUUUAAAGUCAUUCAUUCAACUUUCUUAUACGUUGACAAUGAGUACAGAGAUGAACCAAAUGCUAAUAACGGUCUAAAGUACGAUAGUUUGAAUCAUAUAUAUACUAGAGCUCAGCCAGAAGUAUAUAAUUUAAUUAGCGAAUGGAGAUAUAAAUUAGAUGAAAGAUAUGGCCAAAAUUCAAGAAAGAUCCUUAUGACUGACGCGGAUGAAAACGUAGCAAAACUUAAAGAGUAUUAUAAUUAUUUGGGAAGAAAUGGAUCUCAAGUUCCCAUGAAUUUUCCAUUUACUAAACUUGCCGACAGUUGCGAUGGUCUCUGCGUUACAACUAAUGUCCGUUUAUGGACUCAAAAUACCCCCACUGAUUGUUUCCCCAAUUGGCUGACCGGAACUCAAGAUAUAAGCAGACUGAAAUCUAGAUCUCCAGCUAAUAGUAAAGCUUACAAUAUACUUAAAAUGACCUUACCAGGAAUUUCAAUAAAUUAUUACGGGGAAGAAAUUGGAAUGGUUGAUGGAACUAACUCAAACGUAGAUCCAACACCAUUGCGAAGAGAUAAAUUUAGAACGCCUAUGCAAUGGGAUUCCAGGGUACUAAAUAAUGGUUUCUCAAAUGCAUCAAAUCUCUACAUUCCAGCAUUAUCGACCAAUAUAAGUGUCGCUACUUCACGUAGUGACUUGAACGCUUUCAAAUCUGUCACGAAAUUAAAGAUGGAUGCGUUCAGUUUGCAAUUUGGAACUUUUGAAAUUCUGCCGAAUUUACAACAAAAUCUAUUCGGUUUUCUAAGAAGAUUUAAUGGAAAAGACAGUUUCUUAGUAGUUGCAAAUUUCGGAAGAACACAAACCACCGAAAACCUGUCCAACAAGCACGAAAGAAUACCCUCCGAGGCUAAUGUUGUGGCCAACAUUGGGCAGGAAUCUAGUUAUCCUAUCGAUGACGAUAAGGAUAUCAAAUUAAAAUCUGUCAGUAUAAAACCUGGCGAGGCCAUCGUAUUUAAAUGGGACUACGAAAGGAGUAUGAAAGAUAAAAAAGAUAAAUAAAUAAUUGAUAAUAGAAGAGAAAAAUUGAAUUUUUCGCUUUUGAAUAAAAGCAAAUUUAUUUAGGUUUUCCAAUGAUGAAUACAUAUAAAAAAAAUGCAUUGAUUAAUCCCCUUCUUCUUUUAAGACUUCGAACAUAAUUUAGAUGAGUGAAUGAUAAGAGUGUCCUUCGGUACAGAUGACAGUUAUAAAUAGCUAGGGCGAAAGGGGGAUGUUAUUUGUACAUUUAAAAAUAGAUUGCAAGAGGCCAUAAAGGGUUAGGGAUGAGUAUAUUACACUAGAUAUCCCAUUCCUAUCUUUUUUAUUCUUUUUCUUUUCAUCCCUUGAUACUGAUUUCUAUCAGUAACACGCAACACUUUGCAUAAAAAUGUCUUUUUUUUCUUUUUCCUAAAGUAUAUAUAACGAAUUUUAUGAUAAAUUUGAUAAUUUUAUACAUAAUCCAUUUUCUAGUAACAAUUUCUACUGUAAUACCAAGUCAUUUCAUCAGAAGGUAGCUGAAUAUUUACAUAUAAAUUAGCAUUUUGUUUACAUUCACAGAUAUUGUACGCAAAUACAAUAUAGAUAAUAAAACAAACAAUAGAUCCUAAUUACUGUCAAUGGCAAUCAACCAGACGACUUUCUUUCUCUUUUGUAACAUUUAAAAAAAAGUCGUUUUAGUAAAGUAAUCAACUAAAAAAGGUAUGAAUAAAU